Closterium sp. NIES-65 is the source of this 1026-nucleotide messenger RNA. The record is from the annotation of a GenBank genome assembly. Lineage: Eukaryota; Viridiplantae; Streptophyta; Zygnematophyceae; Desmidiales; Closteriaceae.
AUGCACCCACCUUCGCCAUCACUUCCCCCUACUGUCGCCAUCACUUCCCCCUCACGUCGCCUCCACUUCCCCCUACUGUCGCCAUCACUUCCCCCUCCCGUCGCCUCCACUUCCCCCUCACGUCGCCUCCACUUCCCCCUCCCGUCGCCUCCACUUCCCCCUAACGUCGCCUCCACUUCCCCCUCACGUCGCCUCCACUUCCCCCUCACGUCGCCUCCACUUCCCCCUCCCGUCGCCCCCACUUCCCCCUCACGUCGCCUCCACUUCCCCCUCACGUCGCCUCCACUUCCCCCUCACGUCGCCUCCACUUCCCCCUCCCGUCGCUUCCACAUCCCCCUACAGUCGCCUCCACUUCCCCCACCCGUCGCCUCCACUUCCCCCUCCCGGCGCCUCCACUUCCCCCUCCCGUCACCUCAACCUCCCGCUCAUGUCACCUCAACUUCCCCCUCCCGUCGCCUCCACUUCCCCCCCCCCCGUCACCACAAGUUCCCCCUUUCCCCCUGUGUGCUCACCCCCUUCUCCACCCUGCUCACUCUCUUUCCCCCACUGCUCACCCCUUUCUACACCCUGCUCACCCCUUUCUACACCCUGCGCACUCUCUUUCCCCCAUUCCUCACCCCCUUCACCACCCUGGUCAUUCUCUUUCCCCCUUUCCUCACCCCCUUCACCACCCUGGUCAUUCUCUUUCCCCCUUUCCUCACCCCCUUCAACACACGGCUCACUCUCUUCCACACUUGCUCACCCCCUUCUACACCCUGCGAUCUCUAUUUCCCCUACAAACACCCUCCCUGUCCCCCAGUCCUACCCUCCCUUUCCCCCCCUCCACCUCGUCCUUCCCCGCACUACCCUUUCCUUUCCACCACACCUGCCCGUCCAAUCCCCCACUACCCCCGAUCCAAUCCCCCACUUCCCCCGAUCCAAUCCCCCACUUCCCCCGAUCCAAUCCCCCACUUCCCCCGAUCCAAUCCCCCACUUCCCCCGAUCCAAUCCCCCACUUCCCCCCAUCCAAUCCCCCACUUCCCCUGA